UGCGUGUUGCGUGUAUGUGUGCAAAUGCAAAGUGUUUGAAUAGAAUGUGCUGUGCAUUAGUCGACAAAUGCGCACCUAAUUUUUUUUUACUAUCGGGCCUAAACGAGAAUCAAAAUGGAAGAAAAUACACCUACUGUUAGUUUGGUCUCCUGUAUGCACUUUGUGCGCCGCGGGGUAGCCAAACAAGUUCCUGAAAAGAUCGAGCUGACAGAAAAAGAGCUUGAGAAAAUUAUAAAACAAACUGCAGAUGAGUUGCGUUUGACAGAGAGAGGAGAAGAUGUAUCCGAUGAUGAGGCUGAGGCAGGUCCCAGUUCUGCCCGACCUCCUCCAGAGAAUCCCAAUGAUGAGUUUGAUUUUGAAAAGUAUGAUGAAGAAGAUUCAAGUAACCCAGUGGGCAUAGGAACUGUAGCAACUUUACCCAACUUAGGAGACUUGGGUGACAAUGUCCAGAUUAGGACAGACGGGCCGGACAGUGACGAGGAGGAUGACAUCAUCAAGCCCAGCGACAACCUGCUUCUCGUCGGCCACGUGGAGAGCGACGCCAGUGUUCUAGAAAUUUACAUUUUCAACAAAGAAGAAGAUUCUUUUUACGUACACCAUGACAUCGUUCUGCCGUGGUUCCCGCUGUGCAUUGAGUGGUUGAGCCACGACCCUUCAGACACCAAACCAGGUAAUCUUUGCGCCUUGGGUGGCAUGGACCCAGUCAUCCAGGUUUGGGACCUGGACAUCGAGAACUGCCUUGAGCCAGCCUUCAAACUCGGCCGGAAACCCAACAAAAAGAAGAAGACCAAGAGAGUUGGCCAUAAAAACGCUGUUUUGGACAUGUCUUGGAACAGAAAUUUUACACAUGUUUUGGCUAGUGGGUCUGCUGACAACACGGUGUUGUUGUGGGACCUCGACCAGGGAACCCCCCACACGAAGCUGGACUAUUUUCAGGACAAAGUGCAGUCUCUGAAGUUCCACCUGCGCGAGCCGCAGACGCUGUUGUCGGGGAGCUGCGACGGCGCGGCGCGCGUGUCGGACUGCCGCGACGCUGCGGCGCACCGCGCCUGGCGACUCGGCCCCGAGAUCGAGCGCGUCGCCUGGGACCCGCACAACCCCUACUGUUUUGCAAUGAGCAACAACGAGGGCCGCGUGGCUUACGUGGACGUGCGACACGACCAGCCCGUGUGGGACGUCACGGCGCACGACAAGGAGAUCACAGGUCUCAUCCUGAGCGAAAUUCCCGGCCUUAUGGUUACCGUCAGCACGGACGGCAAACUCAAGACUUGGGACAUCCAAAGAACGCCGCCUGCGCAGGUGAGCGAGCGCGCGAACCGCGUGGGGCAGGCGCUGUGCGCGGCCGCGUGCCCCGAGGAGCCAUUCUCGCUGGCGCUGGGCGGCGACAACAAGGAAUGCUUCAUCGAGAUGCUCGACCUCACCGCCAACGAACAAGUAUCAAGCGUGUUCGAACCUCGAGCUGCGGCCGCAGCGCCUCCCGCCGGCGCUACCGCCAUGGAGACGUAGACCCAAAAUACCCUAAUAAAUAUAUUACAAACACACAAACAUACACACACGGUAAUGUUGUUCGUUGAAUUACCUUAAAUCACAUUCACAUUAGGCUCAUAGAUUGCGCCCAACGCGGUAUCAAUGUCUUGUGACUACAACAUAGAUGUUUUCUGUGUCUCCAUUCUCGAUAAGAAAGUAAAUCUAUACCACCUUUAUAGCUUGCUCGAAGUUUAUAACAACGCUUUGCCGGACUAAGCCCUUGAACGUCCUCUAUCUUAACAAUAAAUUGUCAAGCAACAUUUAAGCAAGCUUAUUUGUUAAGAACAUAUAGUAUUUUUCUGUAGUAGAAGUGCAAUCUAAGAAAAAAUACUAAAAAUAGUGCCCCCCCCCCCCCCCCCCCCGAGUUUCACAGCUAAACUAGAUGAGGCUUUAUAUAUAUCUAUAUAGCGCCACGUUUUAUGGUAACUGAACUGACAAAUAAUGAUUUUGAACAACCGAAACUACCAAUUAGGUAAUAUACGGAGUCAACUUCGAAGAAGAAUUUUUUCUACACUAUACCUUCUCUACUAUGUCUAUCUUUCCUAUCUCUUUGAUUGAGUAAAUGCAUUUUGAUGGAGUCCUAAUAUAUGUUGAUGUUGUGUUAUAUAACUCUAAUCAUAGAUUAGUAUAUAUUAUUACGCUCUAAUAGGUAUCUAGAACAUAGUCAACUUAGCUUCGAUCGAAAGACCUACGAUAUGACGUUCUGAUAUUCCACCCACAGGAUCAUUUACAAGGGUCAGGUUCAUUUUCAUUUUUUUAGGAGUGUACAAACAAGCUAUAUUUAGCUACCCGAAAAAGUUUACAUUUAAGCGGAUGUGGUACGGGUUUUAUAUUGAUGUUUAUAAACCCUACGUAUAUAUUUGUUGUAAUAAAAAAAGUAUUCUUCAAUA
Messenger RNA from Cydia strobilella, 2417 nucleotides. RefSeq names its product periodic tryptophan protein 1 homolog (gene nclb). The transcript is spliced from 13 exons. The record is from RefSeq and is a predicted model, not a curated record. Gene Ontology annotation, molecular function: protein binding. Lineage: Eukaryota; Metazoa; Arthropoda; Insecta; Lepidoptera; Tortricidae. Gene Ontology annotation, cellular component: nucleus. Gene Ontology annotation, biological process: rRNA processing. Bases 115 to 1506 code for a protein of 463 amino acids.